Knipowitschia caucasica is the source of this 531-nucleotide messenger RNA. Lineage: Eukaryota; Metazoa; Chordata; Actinopteri; Gobiiformes; Gobiidae. The record is from the annotation of a GenBank genome assembly.
AUGUUCUGGUGGAGCGAGUGGUGCUCCGCUGCCCACUUGGGCCUGAAUGUUAGGUCGGAUGACACAAGAACAGCAGUCAGAGAUGUUCAUCCUCCUGCCCCUCCUGAGCUCGCUCGCACCCCUGGCUCUCUGCCCUUCUGCCCUCGCUGUGUUCUCUCUCCCUUGCUUCCUCAUGCUGGGUGCUGCCCCCAUCCCGCUCGUGUGCCCUUCCCCUCCUCUCCUGCCCCCUACCCUCCCUGCUUACCCUCCCUUCCCCCUGCAGUCUGGCCUCUACUUGUCAUUGGGGCCAGAGUCCGCCGUCUGCUCCUGGCUGCCUCCUGCCUUCCUAGCCUUUUCCUCUGUUCCUGGCCCCUGAACUUGCUUUGUGUGCCCCCCCCUCUUGAGCCGCCCCUUCUUCGGUGCUUCCGCUUCCUGGUGACCCUUCCUGAUCCCCUUCUGCGGCUUGAGGGGCCCUCCUCCUGUCCUCGUCCUUCCUUUGCUGGCUUUGGGCCUUCCCUGGGGCCAUCCGACUCUGCUAUGUCCUGCUUCUAG